ACGCUGGCCGAGUAGGGGCGAGAAGCCACCCCGCCUCUCCAAAAGCGUCCACCCCAGUUUAGUUCUCUUUGCUGGACUCAUACGAAGAAGCUUGGAAGCAAGUAGAAGAAGAGAAUAAGAAGGGAGAGGAAGAGAAGGAUUGGACUGGAGAGUUUGAGGUUAAGGAGUUCUUUGGAGAAUGGCGAGCCUUUUGGUCCCGGGGAGGGAUGAGUAUGGCUUGGGGUUGGAGGAGACUGAGCUGCGCCUGGGGUUGCCGGGUGGCGGAGGAGGAAAGAGGGGCUUCUCGGAGACGAUCGACUUGAAGCUAAAGCUUCAGACAGUGGCUGACUCGAAGGAGGUGGUGAUGGAGGUGUCGGAGAAGAUGAAGAGGUCGCCAAGCCAUAAGAACAUCCUUCCUUGCACCAAUGACCCUGAGAAGCCCCCAGCUCCCAAGGCGCAGGUGGUGGGUUGGCCACCAGUCCGAUCGUUUAGGAAGAACAUGAUGGCCACCCACUCCGACAAGGGAAGCAAAGAAGGAGGGGAGAAGUUCAGCAACUCGGCGGCUCUCGUGAAGGUCAGCAUGGAUGGCGCACCUUACCUUCGCAAGGUGGACCUCAAAAUAUACAGCAGCUACAAGGAGCUCUCCAUGGCCUUGGAGAAGAUGUUCAGCUCCUUCACCAGUGGGAACUGUGGCUCUCAAGGAAUGAAUGGAAGGGAUUUCAUGAAUGAAAACAAGCUAAUGGAUCUCUUGAACGGUUCUGAGUAUGUGCCCACCUAUGAAGACAAAGACGGUGACUGGAUGCUCGUCGGCGAUGUCCCAUGGGAGAUGUUCGUUGAUUCGUGCAAGCGCCUGCGGAUGAUGAAAGGAUCGGAAGCCAUUGGACUCGUCAUCUAUGAAUCCAACUUCACGUUUAAAUUAAAGUGCUUUCAUUCACUCUUGAAUAAUUCAGCACCGAGAGCCAUGGAGAAAUGCAAGAAUAGAAGCUGAGAAGCAGAACUGAUGACCUUGGCCAGUGAGUUGGGUGUGUCAUAUUUUCAUAUAUAUGUAAUAUAUAAAUAUGUCAGCAUAAAAGAAAUGGGAUAUGUUUAUAUUUGUUUCAUGGACAUGUUACCUCUUAAGACCAGCUUUGUCUACAUUGUUUAUUAUGGUGUGUUUAAUAUCCUGUUACAUGUUACUAUUGCAUCUGAAAUGUGCUUUUAUUCCUUUGGUUAAACUGGAAUUCUAUAAUGAGAUUCUUUGCA
Phoenix dactylifera (date palm) is the source of this 1221-nucleotide messenger RNA. NCBI's taxonomy places the organism in Eukaryota, Viridiplantae, Streptophyta, Magnoliopsida, Arecales, Arecaceae. The record is from RefSeq and is a predicted model, not a curated record.